Molecule: messenger RNA, 2002 nt
Organism: Populus trichocarpa (black cottonwood)
Lineage: Eukaryota; Viridiplantae; Streptophyta; Magnoliopsida; Malpighiales; Salicaceae
Product: protein OCTOPUS
Exons: 1
Coding region: 110-1831 (573 amino acids)
Source: RefSeq, a predicted model, not a curated record
CCACUUUAUCAGCCACUCACUACUCGCUCCCCCACGCUCUUGCUUAUUCCAUCCUUUCUCUCUCUUUCUCUCACAACAUGAGCUUAGCUUCCAAUCCACACCACCAGCCAUGACUCAGCCACUGCAGCCUCAGCUCCAAAAGCACCGCCACUCAUCCUGCAACCGCCACCCUUCAAAACCCAUCACCGGAUUCUGCGCUUCCUGUCUCCGAGAACGCCUCGCUGGCAUCGACCCUGACACCCACCAAGAAACCCCCGUGACUCAUCUCGCCGCCGAGCUUCGUCGCAGCAAAUCAUACUCCAGCACGACAAAAAACAACCCCAACAAUCACAAUGCCUCCUCCACCUCUACCUCCUCAACCACUGCAACCACCUCUGAGCCCCGCCGCAAGUCAUGCGACGUUGGACCGAUUCGCAACACUCUAUCUGAGCUCUUCCACGUCGAUGAUAAAAGAAUAAAUUCCUCGGCUCAAAAGCCAAAGUGUCUGGAUUCAGGGCUUGAAUUAAAAGAAGAGGAAGGUUUCGGAGAGAUUAGGGUUCUUGCGCUGGAUGCGAAUGAUAGUGAAAGGAAUGUGGAGGAUUUUGAAGAGGAUGGAGAGCUAAAGACAAUGAAGGAGUUUAUAGAUCUUGAAUGGGAGAGAAAGAAAAAUGGAGGGAGAGAUCUGAAGUACAUUGCAGGGAGUUUUUGGGAGGUAGCUUCAGUGUUUAGUAAGAAAUUAGGGAAAUGGCAGCGAAAACAAAAGAAGAAGGAGAAGAAAGAUAGGGAAAAUCUUGGUGGCUUGGUGAGAAAUGAGAUGUCGAGUGUUAGGAAAUUGAGAGAGACACAAUCCGAGAUUGGAGAGUAUGGACUUGGAAGGAGAUCUUGUGAUACCGACCCUAGAUUAUCAGUGGAUGCGGCACGGUUGUCUGUUGAUGAUUCGCGCUAUUCGUUUGAUGAGCCCAGGGCUUCUUGGGAUGGGUAUUUGAUUGGUAAAACCUAUCCGAGGCUAACUCCAUUGGUUUCGGUUUUGGAGGAUGUCAAGUUGCCUAGUGGUGUGGUUGAGAAUGUAAAAGAGAACAUGGAUUUGAAGAAUGAAGGCGAGAGCAGUCCUGGAGGAACGAUGCAAACUAGGAAUUAUUAUUCAGAUAGGAGGAGGAAGAGUUUUGAUCGUUCGAGCUCUAAUCGGAGAGUGGGGCUAGGGGAUGAAGAGUUUAAAUCGAUGUUGAAUGCCAAGGUAUCUCCUGAAACAGUUGGGUUAUUCCACGGGGCAAAGUUGUUGGUCACAGAGAAAGAAUUGAGGGAUUCAAAUUGGUAUUCGCUUAAAGAUUAUGGCGGGCAGAAUGUGGAUGCUGUUUCCAAAGAUGCUACUUCAAUUACUGGUGGUGGGGUUAGUAAAAAAGGUUUCAAGAAGCCGCAGAGGUGGUAUGGUGUGUGGAAUAUUUGGGGUUUGAUGCAGAGGAGUAGUCAGAGCAAAUGUGGAGAUGAGGAGAGUAGUUUUAGUGGAAAUGUGGUCGAGGGGCCAAUGCCGGAGUCUUGGCAGAAUUUGAGUGGCGUGGCUGAUGGAGAAGCAAACGGGAUUGUGACCCCGAAGCUUAUACGGAGCUAUACCGUGAGUGCAAGGGAUUCCUGCCAGAUGGCCUGCAGUUCAAGUGGUGCUGAGAGCAAAGAGAAUGACAUGAAGAGAAGGGAAGAUCAUUUGCUGAAGCGGAACCGGAGUGCCAGGUAUUCUCCAAACAACCUUGAUAAUGGCCUGCUACGGUUCUACCUGGCACCAUUGAGGAGUUAUGGAAGAAGCAAAUCUGGAAAGAGUGGACUAAAGAACUCAAACUCCAUGUCAAGGAAUGUUUUGUAAAGAUGCACUUCAAUUGCUCUUCAAAGAAAUGUGCUGUUGUAAAGACAUGAGUUAAUGUGUUUCUCCCUGUUCAAUAGAUAAAAGCACAUCAUAUUCGUUACCUGUUUUCUGCUGAAAAUGUUUUUCUAAUAACGCAGCAAUGAUAAUCAGAAAAAUCCUUGUUUCCGUUUA